This is a messenger RNA of Vicugna pacos (alpaca), 2662 nucleotides long. Lineage: Eukaryota; Metazoa; Chordata; Mammalia; Artiodactyla; Camelidae. The record is from RefSeq and is a predicted model, not a curated record.
GAGAAAACGUUUAGCAAAUCCCCCUUCUUCUUUGCUAAUUUUGAUUUCAGAUGAGAUCAGCUCCUCCCUUCUGCUGGAAGUUGUUCCAGAUGUCUCUGGUCGGCACAGAUCUCUCCCCUCAGACCCCGUGUCGUGCACAAUAGCCGAUUCAUGGUCAUUUCUAUGCAGGAUCCUACGAGAGAAGAGGCAUAUUUUGUACUUCGUGGGAGUUUGAAACUGGACACUAAAACUACUGCAGGGGAUUAUUCCCCAGUCUGGGGGUGACAGACGCCAUCAGGGAUGCUGGGGUGACCGGCCAACCUGUAGGAUAUAUGUGAGCAUGGACAGCAGCCCACCUGUGCUGGGGGCAUCCUCUGUGCCACCCUGUUACACAGACUUCACAUCUGUCAGUUGCCUUUAUCCGCAUAACCAACUAAGCAGGCGGAUCCCUGAGUCCCGGGCCUUCUUCUCCUCUGGAGGUGCUGUCCUGCAGGUGUUUGUCUUUCGGGGGUAAGAGCAACCGCACAUCAUGGACCUCGUCGGGUUGCUGAAGUCUCAGUUCCUGUGCCACCUCGUCUUCUGUUACGUAUUUAUCGCCUCGGGGCUAAUAGUCAACACCAUUCAGCUCCUCACGCUCCUCCUCUGGCCGAUUAACAAGCAGCUCUUCAGGAAGAUAAACUGCCGGCUGUCUUACUGCAUUUCCAGCCAGCUGGUGUUGCUGCUGGAGUGGUGGUCGGGCACGGAGUGCGUCAUCUACACGGACCCCCAGGCCUACCCCAAGUACGGGAAGGAGAACGCCAUCGUUGUUCUGAACCACAAGUUUGAGAUCGACUUUCUCUGUGGUUGGAGCCUGGCCGAACGCUUCGGGGUCUUAGGGGGCUCCAAAGUCCUGGCCAAGAAGGAGCUGGCCUACGUCCCCAUCAUCGGCUGGAUGUGGUACUUCACCGAGAUGGUCUUCUGCACGCGCAAGUGGGAGCAAGACCGCAAGACUGUCUCCAAGAGCCUGCUGCACCUGCGGGAUUACCCUGAGAAGUACUUCUUCCUGAUCCACUGUGAGGGCACCCGGUUCACGGAGAAGAAGCACCAGAUCAGCAUGCAGGUGGCCCAGGCCAAGGGGCUGCCCAGCCUGAAGCACCACCUGCUGCCUCGCACCAAGGGCUUCGCCGUCACCGUGAGGAGUUUGAGAAAUGUAGGGUUGCAAGUAGGCUUCAGUGAGAACUCUGGGACAGACUCAGCGUCAGGCGUGGCACGUAAUGAACACCUGAUCACACGGUGGGCUGUGGUCAAGGGUCGCCUCCUGACCCUGUGCCCCUCACCUUCUCUUCCAGUUUCAGCUGUAUAUGACUGUACACUCAAUUUCAGAAAUAAUGAAAAUCCAACACUGCUGGGAGUCCUCAAUGGAAAGAAAUACCACGCAGAUUUAUACGUUAGGCGCAUCCCUUUAGAAGAAGUCCCGGAGGACGAGGCCGAGUGCUCAGCCUGGCUGCACAAACUCUACCAGGAGAAGUGCCCGGCUCCAGUGCCACAGGAUGGUAACGCACGGAGACCAAAAAUGGAAGCACCAUUAACAGGUCCUCCCCCUGCUGGGUGGACUUUAUUAAGAAACAACACAGCCCAGAGAGUCCACAAACAUUCUGCAGCGGGAGCUGACAUCUGGCCCUGAGCCAGGCACCUGUGUCCCACCCAGCCAAGUCACAGAGUCCCAGGGACGAAGCCCGGGAGGCCAGCAAGAGCCCUAGUGGCCGCCCCGUCACUGCGGAGCGGUGGAGGUCUUGCUGAGGUUUAGUUUUCUAAACAAACCAGAGAGAAAGAAGACUGGAGUGAAUACAAAAUUCUGAAUCCUGCUGACUCUUAGAAAAGGGAGUGCUUUUCUCUUGUGAGAGGUACAGAUAAAAGAUCUUGCCUUAAUCAAGUCUUCCUGGGAAACGAGACAGAAGCAGCACCAUCAGCGCCCCACUGUAACCUGACAAUAGAGAACCACCAUCAAGGCUACUGAGGAAAAGAAUUCAGAAGAAAACUUGCCCAUAUUUUAAACGGGCGAAUUUUAUGAUAUGUAAAUGACACCCCAAUAAGGCAGUUUUUUUUUUUAAGGCACUAAAGUAUCUCCUGUCUCAGUCCAAUCAGGCUUCUACAACAAAUGCCACAGGCUGGGUGGCUUACAAACAACAGAAAUUUAUUUCUUGUGGUUCUGGAGCUUGAUGGUCAGGAGUCCGAGAUGGGGGUGCCAGCCCUUUCAGGUUCUGGUCCGCCUCGUCCAGGCUGCUGUGUCCUCAUGCAAUGGAAGGCGGGGCAGAGCUUCCCCCGGUGCCCCCAGAGUGGAGGCAGAGUGGAAGGAGAGAAGUGGAGCUGGACUGGGGGCGCCACAGGGGAGAGCCCCUGAACCCUGGGAAGGACCAGAGGUUCUCCUCCCAAAAUGGCCCAUUUGCAGACUUACAAUCACGACCCCGAGGGUCAAAAAAGCGUUUUUUAUUCAGCACAUCCUGAUUGUUACUAUUCAGUACAUCCUGAUUGGGAGAGAAGAAAAGUAUGAUCUACUUGAGACAUGUCUAUCUCGCGUUGUUAAAAGCGGAAAUGAAGCACCUGAGCUAGAAGUUUCUGGUAUGUGGGAGCGCUGGGCCACACCGGGGAGGACCCGCUUUGCUGGGCGUGCGCGGCGCCGGCCCAGGGCGGGCAAGAGGCGGGA